Molecule: messenger RNA, 440 nt
Organism: Cuscuta epithymum
Lineage: Eukaryota; Viridiplantae; Streptophyta; Magnoliopsida; Solanales; Convolvulaceae
Source: the annotation of a GenBank genome assembly
GAGGCCGAGGAGUGUAUUGCUCUGACUGUCCUGAAGGCGGGAAUAUACAGCCUGAAACUCAGAGAGGCCAGGCAGGCAAAGGAACAAAGCCUGCUGAUGGCCAAGGAAACAGCUGAGCAGGCAGUGGAAGCUGAACGGCGAGCAUUUGCCGAGGAGCGGAAGAAGCUAGAAGCUGAGGCCGGGGAGCUUCGUGUCAGGGUGGGCUCUCUCCAAGCCAAAAUCGCGGCAGCUGAGGCCGCUCAGGUCAAGUUUUCUGAAGCUCCUCCUCAGAUCCCGGACGGACCGGCCGAAAUGACAGUUGAUCUUUCCGCCGUUCGGGAUUCCUUCAAGACUUCGGAGGAGUUUCUGGCUCUGAAGGAGAAGUACGCCACCGAACAGCUCCCCGCUGUCUUCGGGAGGCAUCUGGAAAAACUGGCCGGAGAAGAGCGCCAGAAGGAGGG